This is a messenger RNA of Postia placenta MAD-698-R-SB12, 1302 nucleotides long. RefSeq lists its product as hypothetical. The transcript has 7 exons. Gene Ontology annotation, molecular function: oxidoreductase activity; FMN binding. NCBI's taxonomy places the organism in Eukaryota, Fungi, Basidiomycota, Agaricomycetes, Polyporales, Adustoporiaceae. Bases 1 to 1302 code for a protein of 433 amino acids. The record is from RefSeq and is a predicted model, not a curated record.
AUGGAGCCCCCCGCUAGCACGCUGGACAUUCCUCCAGGCUGGGCAGGCUUCGCAAAAACGCUGUAUAGAACUCGCCGUCCACCUGUUGUUCCUGUCAGCGCUGAGAGGCUUGAGGCGGCAGCCCGGGAGAAACUGCGGGAAUGGCCAGACGCCUUUCUGUUCGUCUUCGAUAGCGCCGGUACAGGGUCGACCAAGGAGGCGAACUACGCGGAAUUCAAGAAGUGGAGGAUUAUUCCGCGUGUGCUCCGAAAUGUGACUACUCGCACGCUUGAUACAACCCUUUUUGGCGUGAAGUAUUCAUCUCCUUUGCUUUUGUCGCCUGUGGGCGCACAGACUGCUAUUCAUCCCGAUGGCGAGUGUGCAAGUGCAAAAGCUGCAGGAAACCUGGGAGUGGGGUUUGUGAUGAGCACAGCCUCAAGUCGUUCAAUCGAAGCUAUCGCUAGAGCUAACGGGAACGGACCUCGGUGGUUCAUGCUGUACUGGGGAAAAGAAAGAGACGUUACAAUUUCUUUAUUGUCACGCAUCAAGCGCACUGGGUUUUCCGUCGUGGUCGUCACGGUUGAUGCCAUGCUGCAUGGCUGGAGGCCUACAGACCUAGACACGGCAUAUUGGCCCCUUAAUCACGGUCUCGGUACAGAAGUAGGGCUCACUGAUCCAGUCUUCAUGGCCAAAUUCGGCUUGGAGCCCCACUCUGAGGAUACAAAGGGCGAAUUCCCCUACAAUGCAGCCCAUAUCGACGAACUGAUCGCGUCCGGAGACAAGAUUGCGACGGAGCGCGCGCAGCUCGGGCAAGAGUUCUUCACGCAAGUCACUGACACAGGCAAAACGUGGGAGAACCUGAAAGACCUGCGAAAAUACUGGGAUGGGCCUAUCGUUCUGAAAGGCAUCCUAUCCCUUGAGGAUGCCGAACUAGCGAUCGAGUAUGGCGUGAAUGGGAUCAUCGUCUCCAACCACGGCGGUCGCCAGCUUGAUGGUGCAGUGCCAUCUCUGUAUGCUUUGCACCAGAUCAUGCAGAGCCCCAGAGUGCGGGCGGCCCAAGCAAGCGGCAAUUUCUCCGUCAUGCUCGAUUCCGGCGUGCGCACGGGUGCCGACGUGAUGAAGGCAAUAGCGCUCGGCGCACAGGCAGUCCUCUACGGCCGGGCAUUUAUGUAUGCACUGGCAGUUGGGGGUACGGAGGGCGUUGAAACCCAGAUCAAGGCCACACUUGCAGAGCUUGACACGUCGCUCGCACUGUCUGGUUUUACGAACCUGGACGACCUGCGCGCCAAUGGAGACAAAGUCUUAGUGAAGUUUAAAGAGUAG